This is a messenger RNA of Fusarium venenatum, 1407 nucleotides long. NCBI's taxonomy places the organism in Eukaryota, Fungi, Ascomycota, Sordariomycetes, Hypocreales, Nectriaceae. The record is from RefSeq and is a predicted model, not a curated record.
AUGGACGCCGUUGAACUUAAGAACAAGGGCAACAAGGCCUUCCAGUCUGGUGACUACCUCGGCGCAGUCGACUUUUACACGCAGGCUAUCGAAAAGAACGACAAGGAGCCUACGUUUUUUACCAACAGAGCUCAGGCAACGUACGGUUAUGCUGUCGCUGACGCUACGAAAGCUAUUGAGCUUAACCCAAAACUUGUCAAGGCAUACUACCGACGAGGUCUAGCCAAGACUGCGAUUCUACGACCUAAAGAGGCUAUCGACGACUUCAAGACAUGUGUUUCCCUCGACCCCAACAAUAAAGAUGCCAGGCUCAAGUUGGAAGACUGCAAGAAAAUCGUCCGACAGAUGGCGUUCUUUGCUGCUAUCGAGGUCGGCGAUGAGCCCUCUGCAGCUGUUGGCCUUGACCUAGACUCAAUGGCUGUUGAUCCAGGAUAUGAUGGCGUGCGACUAGGUGAUGAGAUGACACAAGAAUUCAUUGACGACAUGAUCGAGCGUUUCAAAAAUGGCAAGAAGAUCCACCGGAAAUACGUCUAUCAAAUCAUUCUUGCCGUUAAGAAGAUCGUCUACGAUGAGCCUACAAUGGUCGAGGUGGAAAUUCCUAGCGAUGUCAAGCUUACUGUCUGUGGUGACACGCACGGUCAAUAUUUCGAUCUUAUGGAGUUGUUCCGUCGUAAUGGCACUCCUGAUGAGAAGCACUGGUAUCUUUUCAACGGUGACUUUGUUGAUCGAGGUUCUUGGUCAACUGAGAUCGCUCUGCUCUUGUAUGCAUACAAAUGGCUGCGACCUAAGCAGUUCUUCCUGAACCGUGGAAAUCACGAGACAGACGACAUGAACCGAGUCUAUGGUUUCGAGGGCGAAUGCAAGGCCAAGUACAACGAGCGAGUCUUCAAGCUGUUCUCUGAGAGUUUCUCUGCUCUGGCUCUGGCUACACUCAUUGGAAAGAAGUACCUGGUCCUUCACGGAGGUCUCUUCUCCGAUGAUAAGGUUACACUUGACGAUAUCCGAAAACUGAACCGACACAACCAGCGUCAACCCGGUCAGGCUGGCUUGAUGAUGGAGAUGCUCUGGACUGACCCUCAGGAGGAGAACGGCCGAGGACCCAGCAAGCGUGGUGUCGGUAUGCAGUUUGGUCCUGACAUUACCAAGAAGUUCUGUGAGAAGAACGGUCUCGAGGCUGUUAUCCGAAGUCACGAGGUUCGCAUGGAUGGUUACGAGGUGCAGCAUGACGGUCGCUGUAUUACCGUCUUCUCUGCUCCUCGAUACUGUGACUCGACAGAGAACAGGGGUGCCUAUAUCAACAUCGGCCCUGACUACAAGCUUCAGUACGAACAAUUUGAUGCUGUGCCCCACCCUGACAUUAAGCCCAUGGCAUAUGCGCAAAGCUCUCUCAUGUCCUCUCUGAUGUAG